Adineta ricciae is the source of this 207-nucleotide messenger RNA. Lineage: Eukaryota; Metazoa; Rotifera; Eurotatoria; Adinetida; Adinetidae. The record is from the annotation of a GenBank genome assembly.
AUGCUGAAUGUAAGUUUCCUACAUUACGAACGAAAUUCAAGUCGCUUAAUUCAAAAGAUUCCUUUUAGGUUCAUCAUUUCACUUCAGUGUGUUUACGACGAUGUUGAAGUCAAUGGAAGUCAUCAAAGUAUCUGCUACAUAAUAGUCAUUCUGAAUGUUCUAUUGCAACAGCGACGUUCAUUUUGCUUAUUCAAUCAAAACGACUAA